Emericellopsis atlantica is the source of this 2883-nucleotide messenger RNA. RefSeq lists its product as uncharacterized. The transcript has 4 exons. The coding region runs from base 244 to 2883 and encodes 879 amino acids. The record is from RefSeq and is a predicted model, not a curated record. NCBI's taxonomy places the organism in Eukaryota, Fungi, Ascomycota, Sordariomycetes, Hypocreales, Bionectriaceae.
UGCUCAUCUGCCUUAGCCAUGGAGGAAAAUUAACACGAAAACCUAAGGGCGAUAGGAGCAGGUCUUUCACUAAAUACCAGAUCAUAGACGAGUGCCGGCCUGAUCCCACCGUUAGAUGCUGACGUGGACCUCCAAUUCAGGACACGAGAAAUGCGCGGAUUCCUUACUUUAGCAACAGCUUUCCCUCGGCGCCUAACGCAGGCCAGGUACUGAGCCUAUGCUCAUGUCAGACCCUUUUGAAACAUGGCGACUCCGGCGGCGCGGAAUCUUGCUGAGGCAGAGAGAGUUGCUCUGGAUAAGUGUCAAAACUUCUUAGGGCAAGCGGUUGUGCGAAGCGAGUCAUUGUCAUUCCAGGGAGAGCCGGACGCAGCAAGAUGCGCUCGGCACUGUCCGUCUAGCAUUCUCAACAUGCACGUGCCUGCUAUCGUAGGCAGGCCCCAGCUUGAGGCGACCCUAUCAGCCUCGGGGAAGUCAUUGGACGCAUUGUACGAGGUAUCCGAGAUCGUUCACCUGGAGUUUCCGCCUGGGUACACGCUCCAUUGCCUACGACACAAGUGCUCCGUAUGGGACACCGGUACAAGCUGCAUCGUCAGACUUUUCUCGUCGGACAUCAGCCUGGAAACAAGGAACCAUCUAGAGCGGUCCCUCACAAGCGGGGACCCGCACAUGAAAGAUGGGGAGUAUUACCACAUGAUUCGCAUGUAUAGUGGUGCUCUCAACCGGCACGGUCAAACAUGUUUGCUUGAUUUGGAGAAAAGAACCCAGUGGCUUGAGGAAUUAUUUCAAAGGAAGGGUAAGCGCCGGGAUGGGGGCAGCAGUAGCUACGACAAGCUGAUCCAGCUUACACGGAACGCGGACUGGUACCCCUUCUUCGACAUGCUUCAAUGCACACCAGCAUUAUACGCCGGUCUCAACUUGUCCUUGAUCGGGAGAAUGAUGUCUAUGGAGCUCAUCUGCCGGAUCAAACACCUGAAAGCUUUCUGGGACAGAGUGCUAGAUAACCACAGCAUCUUAAAGGCCAAGCUCGACACAUUCAGCCUCCACAAGGUUCAAGGUACAGCCCCUGGUGCCUUUGAAGCCGACAAAAGCAACCUUCGGUCCCUGAUUCGCGACGGUAGGGUCUUCGGAGCCUACAGCCAACCCGAGAGGGAGCGCAUAUGGAACAAUCUCUGUGAUCAGACCAGGGAGCAGCUGGUCCCCUCACUAUGGGGCAUUUUUGAGGACGUCAACUAUUUGCAUAAGGUCUCGCGCUGCAUGAAGCUGCUUGUUGACUUCCGCGAUCAUUCUUGGCAGCGGGCUCUGAGAAAUAGCUUCGUUGCCGCAGAACCUGACAGAGAUUGGGUACAGGUGUCGGACAACAUAUGCAAAGCCAUUCGCCCGCAAGGGUUGGACCGCUUCCAAGUGGCUUAUCGUCAGCUGUGGCUGUUCCUCUUGCGCGAGUGGGAAGAUCUACAACCAGUAUCAGAAAAGAAGUGCGCGGGGCCUGGUUCAACCGGUCCCAACCCUGCCAAACUCAUAGCCUUCGCCCGCCUCGCUCAUCGUCUUGGCUUUCGGUCGCCAGAUAUCGAGCGGAUAAUAGAGCAGGAUCCUUACGUCGCCCUCGCUACCAAGUUCUUUCACACAAUCAAAUUGCCGGGUUUCCAGGAGAGUGCGAACUUCGCGCGCUGCGCCCAAGAAGUAGCGCGCCUGUGCGCGCUGGCCUGGGUAGAAGAAGGUGGUUCUGUCCGUACUAGACAUCUUUCGAAGGGGGGUGAUGUUGAAGGAAGGCUGAUCGAGAGCCUAAGAGUUCCGAAAAGAUCGGGAAACCCCUGGCAACAUCACCACGCUCGAGAUAGCACCUCCACUUUUCUGGGUAUACUCGAAAACCCCGUCAGUAAUUCCACAGGCGACGUAACAUCGCUGUUUGUCCGGCGAUCGCUCUAUCUGAGUCUUUUCCCCACCAGAUUAGAGCCUCGGCUAAGUGCUUGCAUGGCUCUAUCGGAAGAAUCCAUCGAGCUGAACAAGAAUAUCUUUCAUGGGCAACAACACCUUUCGAGCAGCUUGAACGAGGCCAGUAUGAAAGUGCAGGACAUGGAACAGAUAAUUGAUGAGCAGAGACGAAACGAAGAGGCAGAACUCUUCCAAAGUCUUCAGGAAAAUGACGUGGCAGAGCUCAGAGAGACCUUGAAACUGCUCGAGGCCAAAAACGCAGAGCUCGAGCGUUCCGAGACCGAGCUCAGUUGCACGCUGAGCGAGGAGGUCACGAACCGUGAGAAGGCUGACGAUCAGCUGCAGGUCCUCCGUAUGAAGCUCCUGGAGACAGAGGGUCAGCUUCAAGCCGAAAACGAGAGACUAAAAGUUGCUGAAGAUCAGGCUAAGGCUAAAGCAGGAGUGCAGGAUGCUAAGGUCAAGCUUGACGCAGAAAACUCGGGGCUGCGGAAUGAUAAGGCUAAGACCAAACUUGAAGCCGAGAACUCGGCAUUGCGGGAUGGCGGAGCCAUGCUUGAGGCUGAACAUACAGAGCUCAAGGAGGCUAAGACCAAACUUGAGAAAAGGAGUGACAAGAUUUUGAAAGAAUUGGAAUAUGCAGCCAAGAUCCUUUUUGAGAAAGGUCUACAAAUCAGGCUAAUAGAUUUGCAUGUGCGCUCGGGCGACAGACAGGAAGGACACGUGGAGAUGUGCGAUGAGGACAAGUUUAUGCGAAUGUGUCAGCAAUGGCAGAACGCUAACUUCAACCUCACUGACGAAGACAAAAGAAUAAUCGAUCACACUGACUUCAAGAAUCUUAAGUUUCCGGGAGAAGGGCGGCAGAUAAUAUACGCCACGAAGAAAAGACUAGGCGAAACGCAGUUAGCAUUACCCGCAAAACGGAUAGCCAAAGGCCAUUAUGAUGAAAUACUAUAG